AUGAGCUGCGCCUCGUGCGUGCGGACUAUUGAAACGCAUCUUACGCACAUCCCGGGUGUCUCGAGAGCUGCGGUGUCUUUGCUGCUCGAGCGAGCGACUAUUGAGUACUCUGUGCCGGCCCCUGGAGGCGUAGAGGCGGAGGAGGUUUCACUCGCCAGCAGCAGCGCGCUAACUGCAGAUGCGCUGCAACGGCACCUCACUGACUUGGGGUAUAAGGCCUUAUUGCUCUCGGAUUACUACAAGCAGCAGCACGAGCCUUGCGGAGGCGCAGCAGCUGCAGCUGCAGCUGCAGCAGCAGGAGAAACAGUGCCUGCUGUCGGGGAGCUAGAGGCCACUACUGUGUUGCACAUUAGCCCUGCAGACGUGACACGUCAGGGGAGUGUCAGAGUGGAUAUGGCAGCAGUGCUGGCAGUAGCUAGCCACGGCGCAGAUGCAGCGUCUCGCAUGCUUGCUCGGGUCAGUCCUGCAGCCGCUGCAGCAGCAAGAGCAGCAGGAUACGCGGAUGCAUCGCAGAGUCUAGCUAGAAACGCGGAAGCGUGGACGGCUGCCUCCGAAGACUUUCCUGUAGGAAGCCACCAGGAGUGGAGCGCCUGGUGCGAAGCGUUCAAGACGUUUCUCCUCUCUGUACCGGGAGUCGUGUCUGUGGCGACUGCCCUGGGGGGUGUUUCUGGCGUGCCUUCAAGAGGCCCUUGUCUUAGGGUUGUGUAUGCAUACAAGAGACUAGGAGCACGUCAGCUCCUGCACCUGUGUAGCUGCAGCGGAUGGCUCAUUCGCUGGUGCCCAGGGGGGGAAGCGAUGUUUGGACAGGCUGCAGCCGCAGCUACGGCGCUGCAGCUUCAAAAGCGGCGAGUUCUUGCCGCUACACUCCCCACGGCACUCAUCGUCCUCGUCACAAUGAUUAUUCCAAGCCACUACCUUCCACUCUUGCUCGCUGAAUCGUUUCUUCCCGGACUGUCGUAUUUGCUGCUCCUGGUGGCCCUCCUCUCUGCCUUUGUGGUAUACGUUGCUGGGGUGUCUAUACACCAGGGAGCCUUGGCUGCCCUCCGGCGGGGAACGGCGGAUAUGUAUGUCCUCAUGUCUGUUGCAACGAACAUCUCCUUCAUGUAUUCGCUGUUCGUGUCUGUGCUCACUGUCUUCCUCACCAUUUACAGCGGCAGCACUGGCAGCAGCGCUGGCAGCAGCAGCAGGAGUAGUAGAAACCCCCACAUGGAUCCCCCUACGUUUUACGACACUGCCGCAGUCCUCAUCUCGGUGCUUCUGCUGGGAAAGUUGCUUGAAAAAAAAGCGCAACGGCGCGCAUUUGCUGCCGCAGAACGUCUGACAGCAGCAAGACCUCGAACUGCCGCCUUUCUGGCAGAUGCUACGGCGGCAGCAGCUGCAGCAGCAUCUGCUGCUGAAGCAGCAGAAAAGGGGGAUUUAAACCCUCCUUGUACGGCUAUCGCAGCUGCCGCUGCCUUGGCAACAGCAAAGGCUUCGCCCUUUCUCGCACCUACAGUGGCCUUUCCUGCUGCUCCCGCUGCUUCUGCUGCUUCUGCUGCUGCCUUCACGGCUCAAAGGCUUACGCAGCAGCAAGUUGCUGCUCUCGCAAGCCUGCCUCCAGUGUAUCUUCCUGUGGAGCUCUUGCAUGUUGGCGAUAUCGCAAGAGUUCCUUUGGGGGCAGCAGUCCCUGCAGAUGGGCUGCAGCUCAAUAAGGAAGUCGUGCUGGUGAGUGAGUCUUUGCUUACUGGGGAGAGCAGACCAGUGUCUAAGGGAUGCGGAGAUGCGAUAUUGGGGGGCUGUCUGGUUGUUGGAGCGGCUGCAUCAGCAGCAACUUCGACAGUCUCGAACACAGCGCUGGAGCUAUCAAGUGUCAGCGACUCCCCCCGGGGUAAAAAAGACAAGAGUCGCCGUCGGCAGUCGGCAGCAGCGGCGGCUGCUGCUGCUGCUGUUGUUGCUGCUGAGGAGGGUGCAGCUCUUCUCAUGCAGCUGCACGAAUUUGGCAGCGGCUCUGCUCUUGGUCAAGUGCUGCGCUUGGUGGAAGAAUCGGAGAGCAGCAAGCCACAUGCGCAGCAACUCGUUGAUAAGGUCGCCACCUGGUUUGUGCCUGGAGUUCUCCUUCUCUCUGCCGUGACUUUCAGUUGUUGGCUGUACUUGUUGCUUGCUGGAUUAGUGUCCCCUUUGCCGUUCUUACACCUCCCGAGAGAGACAGUCGAGGGAAAUCCCACUACUGCUCGAAUUCUUUUAGCCCUGCAGUUUGCGGUGUCUGUCCUCGCCAUCGCAUGCCCGUGUGCUCUUGGUCUUGCUGCUCCGACGGCGCAGUUAGUUUGCAGUGGUGUUGCUUCACGCUAUGGACUCCUCGUUCGCGAUGCGGCAGCCUUCGAGUCUGCGCUUCGCUUGAAGACGUUUGUCUUUGACAAGACAGGUACUCUUACUACGGGGGCUUUUGAGAUAGUUCGUGCCGCAAUGGCGAUUGGAGCAUUUCAGAGGCUGCCGGAGGAAGCGCAGCAGUUGCGUCACCGCCUGCAAGUCCAACAACAGCAGCAGCAGAAACAAGAAAGCGAGCAGUAUCUGACUAAACGCCCCUCACCGCUCAUCGACUGGAUCCCCCUCUCGCCGGAGGACUCUCUGGAGGCUUCACCCCAAUUGCAGCAACAACAGCAACAACAGCAACAACAACAGCAACAACAGCAGCAGCAACAGCAGCAGUUGCAGCACGUGGAAUUGCAGCAGCACCUGCAGCUGCAAGAGGACAGUGCAGUUUUCUUUUGGUGGCUACUCGGCGUUGCUGAGCUGAAUAGCGAGCAUCCAAUUGGCAGGGCCUGGGUGUCGGAGUGGCAGCGCCUCGGCAGCACUGUCAUUUUGCUGCAGACGGCAGGCGUAGUCUUGGGCUGUAUCGCCCUGCGUGACGCUCUACAACCGGAGGCUGCCUCAGUGGUGGAUGCUCUCAAGCAGAGAGGCGUCUCAGUGUGGGUUUGUUCAGGAGAUUCUGCAGCUGCCUCUGCAGCUGCCGCUGCAUUCGUUGGAGUCGAACCGGAUAAGGUAGUUGCUGAGGUUCUCCCGAAACAAAAGGCUGCCCUCAUCACGCUGCUUAGGCAGCAGCAGCAGGGUAGGGGUAGCGUGGGGAUCAUGGGGGAUGGAGUCAAUGACUCGCCUGCUUUAGCUGCAGGAGAUCUCUCUUUCGCUGUGGGAGCUGGCGCAGCGCUCGCUGUAAACAGUGCCUCUGUAGUCGUGGUUAGCAAUGACCUACGCGGUGUAAUCUGUUUCUUGGAGCUGGCGGCAGCGCUAAGGCGCACAACAAUUGCUUGCCUGCUUUGGGCAUGUGGCUUUAACCUUCUUGGCCUCCCUGCAGCAUGCGGAUUGCUGCUGCUAAUACCAGGUUCCCCCCUCCUCAUCUCGCCUCCCAUCGCCGCUGCCCUCAUGGCGCUCAGCUCCGUGCUCGUUAUCCAUACGGCCUCAACCCUCAGGUACUUCAGGCCGCCUGCUCUGUCUGGAGAUUCUGGUUACCACGCAUAUGCAUCCGAUGUCUCUUCACUAGAGCUGCUAAGGCGGCAUCUCCGCUUUCUUUUUAGGGGACCCCGCAGCUUCAGAGCCAGGCGGUUAGAAGCCGCUGAACGCCUUGCAGCAGGCGCGCGGCUGACAGAUCCGCUGAUGAACGAAAGUGACGUCUGA
This is a messenger RNA of Cyclospora cayetanensis, 3648 nucleotides long. RefSeq lists its product as uncharacterized. Gene Ontology annotation, biological process: copper ion homeostasis. The transcript is spliced from 11 exons. Gene Ontology annotation, molecular function: ATP binding; ATP hydrolysis activity; copper ion binding. Gene Ontology annotation, cellular component: membrane. NCBI's taxonomy places the organism in Eukaryota, Apicomplexa, Conoidasida, Eucoccidiorida, Eimeriidae. The record is from RefSeq and is a predicted model, not a curated record. The coding region runs from base 1 to 3648 and encodes 1215 amino acids.